GGACUGGUGCGAAGAGGACACCGGGCGUGUCCCGGCGGCGGGGCCUCGCCCCCCGCCCCGCCCGGCGCGGCCCGGCCCGGCCCGACCCGGCGCGGCCCGCGCGGCCCGGCCCGGCCCCUCUGAGGCGGAGAUGGUGCCGGGCGAGGCACCCCCGGCCGGUCCGGGGUCGCCGCGGGGCAGCGCCGAGGCCGUCGCCGCCAAGAAGCAGCGCGCCUUCGCCCGGAGGAAGGCCUUUUCUCAGUUCGUCAAAGCGAAGGAGGUUCCGGCCGCAGCCCGGUGUUCCGCCGGCGGAGAGGGCGUGCGGUGGCGGUGCUGCCGGCAGGCGUUCGAAGAGCUCUCCGGCAUUCACAGGCAUGUGGCCCUGCAGCACGCCGGGGACAUCGGGCAGCAGGCCGGGCUGGCGGCGAAGCAGGCAGCUGCUGAAGUGAGCUCCUCGAGCGGCCCGGCUCCUGCGGGCAGUGCAGACGGGCUACAUGGGUGCUCGCACGGCAGUCCUGAGAUCUCCUGCGUGCUCCCAGACACAAGCCAUGUUAGCUAUGAUGAUCUGACAAGCAAGGUGGGAGAAGUACUUCUGUAUUACUGUUACUGUGAGGUAAAGGAUCCAGAGAAACUCUGUGCUUGGCAAAAGGCUCUGUGCCAGCAUCUGCAUCUCACUGGCAAGGUACGAGUUGCUUCAGAAGGGAUUAAUGGCACAGUUGGUGGAAGCAAAGUAGCUGCCAAUCUCUACAUUCAAGUUAUGCUUUCCCAGCCGCUGUUCAAAGGCAUUUUGCGUCAAGAGGAUUUCAAGAGCAGUGCAGGAGGAGCUCACUGUUUCCCAGACCUUCGAGUUGGAGUAUUCAAAGAAAUUGUACCUAUGGGCAUUGAUCCAAAGAUAGUGUCUUAUAAAGAAACUGGAAUCCAUUUAUCCCCUCAGGAAUUUCAUAGAGAAGUAGAACAGUAUUUGUCUCAGGCCAAUCAAGGACAAAGCAAUACCAUCUUGCUGGACUGUAGGAACUUCUAUGAAAGUAAAAUAGGACAUUUCCAGGGCUGUCUGGCUCCAGAUAUCAGGAAGUUCAGCUAUUUUCCCAGCUACAUAGAUGAAAAUCUGGAGCUUUUUAAAGACAAGCGUGUCCUGAUGUACUGUACAGGAGGGAUUCGUUGUGAAAGAGGCUCUGCUUACCUACGGAGCAAGGCAGUGUGCAGAGAGGUUUACCAGCUAAAAGGUGGAAUUCACAAGUACCUGGAAGAGUUUCCAGAUGGAUUCUACAGGGGGAAGCUGUUUGUGUUUGAUGAUCGUUACGCCAUUUGUUCCAAUGAAGAUAUCAUCUCAGCAUGCAGAUACUGUGGGACACUGUGGGACCAGUAUAAACUUUGUUCCAGCCAGCAUUGCCGGCAGCUUGUCCUGACAUGUCCAAGUUGUUGCAACAAAGGUCUUACAGCUUGCUGUCCUGUUUGUCAAGAGAAAGAGCUCAAGGUGACUUCAAGGGCUUCAGGACAGACACUUAAGGAGGAAUGUGAAUGUACAAGGAGACGGCCAAGGGUACCUAUUGAACGUGUCUCGCAAAGGAUGCUGGAUGCAGGAAAAGAUUAAGCUGUUUCAUUAGCUAAUCUGACACGUGCUAAUGCAAAGGGCUUCUGCAACCAGAUCCCUAUCUGUUAUUCAGUUAGGUUUGGAAAUCAGGAAAACGUGUUGGCUUGGAAAGUCUUGUUCAUAUGCUGCCUUUAGGCCUAGAGUAUGCCCUGAAAACCAUCCAUUACUUGGCCGUAAAUUACCAGAGUGCCCAACCCAUCACCAGCACUACAGGAUUCCUCUCCGUGGGUACAGUCUUGUAGCGUGGCGUCUACCUUGGGGAUUUUGGAGCAGAGUAUGUGCGAUGGGACACAGCUGCUCACAAUUCAAAAGAGACUGAAGGGAUAUAAGAAAAAUUCAUUCUUUUCUUCUUGCAUGGAGAUGGAUCUGUCCAACCUCUCCAUGAUCAUGCGUUUGCUUCAAUAACUAGUGCUAGGGUGUGAAAAGAGCAGAUAUAUCAGUUGGGUGUGGGUAUGUGACUGGAUUAGAGUGGAAGGUAUUUUCCAUGUACAUGCCAUUUGCCUGCAUCUCUUGCUUUAUACCUACUGAGAAGGAGUAGUUACCUGAAGCCUGACUUGACUCUGGUGUAAAACUGGCUGAAGGCAGCGUAAGGACCCCUCUUGUAACAAGCAAAUGCCCACAGAUACUGUCUGCCCAGCAAUACUUGUUGUGUGUGACCUGUAGGAUGAACGGCAGAAGUAAUCCUCAUUCCAAUGCUCUGUCUCUGUGGGAACUGUUGUUUCCCUCAACUUGUCAGGACAGGAAAUAUCCAAGGCUCAGUUCUGCUUGCACUAGAAAAAAAAUUUCAGCUUGAAGCAUGAUGAAAUUGAGACGCACAGAGAGGGGAGCACAGAGACUGUCAAAAUAACAGCAUAAUGGCACUGGAAGUGAUAGUGAUGCUGACACGUGUGCAUAAAUGUCAACAACAUCUGUAAGGAGAUUGCAAGAUCCUUUAUCCACGAUUUGGGGAGCAUUUGUGCUUUGUAAACAUGGGUUGAGUUUUUCAAAAGCUGUGAGAUGUUGAUGCGAUUUCCAGCUCCUAUUAGUGGAGAAAUUGAAUUUGAAGGCUUCCACAGCAUGUGAGCUCAAAAUACUUUUCCGCUUGCUGCUUUGUGUGCCUGAUGCUGUAGAAUGUACAGAAAGGUUUUAUUAAUAGUGUAGAAGAUGUGUCUUGACGGAAAAAUGUCUUUGAAACUUACUAUCAUUCUUGGUACUGAAUAGUUAGUCAUUAAGAAAUCAAAAUAACUUCCUGGUUUGUUGGGGUUUUUUACUGGAAACUACUUUUAAAAGCAGGAAAACAGUUUACUCAGGUUUCUGCAGUUGCUUAGUGACAGUUAGGGCAAUGUUACUUUCAUAUAGAUUGUAACUUUCUCCCCCAGUGCUAUAAAUUCAGCAAGGCCUCAUUGUUGGCUUGACUAGCAACUUAACAACAUGGGCAUUUGUGCCAUUAAAGCCAUGGCAAGCAUUUCUUCUUACUUCCAGUAUUGCUACUGUGAAAUCAAUGGUUCAGCAACUGUCUUUAUGACCAUUCCUUUCAUGAAGCAAAACUUUGAAACUUAUGAAUGUCUCCUUUUGGAAUCUUUCUAGGAUGGUAUUUAAUAGUAAAUCUGUGCACAAUGCAUACUGGAGAAGAAAUUGCAAAAUUCCCUUCAGUGGACAUCUUCAGCAGAAAUCUAAGCAGUACCUAUGGUACUCUGGCAUUUUGCCUCCCAAGCUUUGCUGGCCAGUUAACCUCUGUGUUUUUGAGGACUGGAAUAUUUGUGGAAAAACAUGCAAGCUCUACUUGCAGGCCUGGUCUAGAGCACUGAUGGGAGUGUCCCAACUUGCAUAUUAUGCUAUUUUCUUCAUGUAUUAGGCUAAAAAGAAUACAAUUUUAUAAUUCAGUCUGUCAGCAAGUCUGGAACACUGUAAUCUGUUUGGAAAGCUGUUUCUAUAUCACUUAUCAGCAUAGAAUGGCAACAACUAUAUUUUAUAUAUAAACUUCUGACGCUCCUAUGAUGAUAAAUAACCCUUAGUGCUUCCACUGUAAUUUUUAAAAUACUGCACAAAUACACUUCACCUGUACAUUGGAGGUGCUUAAUUCUGCAGAGGUAAGUGCUGAAACCUAGCUAGCUGUCUGCCACGUGGUAGACCUGGCUACAAGGUACAAUUCUCCUGAGUGCUCCUGGCAGCUGGAGAUUCUACCUCAAAGGCAGAGGGGAGCCGUGUGGCCUCUUCUGGUCCUUCCUGCACUAGGGCAAGGGAGGAGAAGGAUUUGAGAUGUGCAGAUGAAGGCACAUAAAGCCAAGUUUCCUCUACUGCAGAGAGACAUCCUUAGCCUCCCUCUUGCAAGUUAGCCCAUGAGCAGCUUCUUUUCCUUGCUUCUGUAUCAGUUUUGUCAGGUUAAUGCAAAUAAGGACUUGCCGUGUGAAAUGCUGUGUGCUGGGAUCCAGGCACUUCGGUGGUAAUGGCUGAGAGAAGGCACGUUUAGCUCCAGGAGAAGUGAGAGUUAAGCAGGAUUGGCUGUGAAUGCCCGAUACUGCAAUCAGCAGAUGGCUUUUUCCCCUUUUCCUGGAGAGCUGCUGGGAUAAAUAGUGAUCCAUUUGCACCUAAAUAUUACUGUUUUGUUGCUUCAUCACUGCACAGCUUGAUGCCUUUCACCACAAAGCCUAAUGCUGCUCAGCACAGCCUGUCUUUGCUGCACAGCUCUCACGUGCAUCUUUCAGCAAAGCAGCUUGAUAAGGAUCAGCUGAGGAACCUGGAGUGAUCCUGCCAGUUUAAUACACGUUUGGGCUGCAUGGUUAAUUUGGAUGCUGCUACAGUGAAAUACAGGACAAAGUUCUUGCUGUUUUUUGGUUGUGGGGUUUUUUGGGGUUUUUUUAGGGCUAUUUCAUUCAGGAAAAAAUGCUGUUGUAGUAUCCAUGGUAGUGCUCCCCACUCUGCAGAUGCAUCUCCUUGCAUGUCCAGGUUUCUUAGCACCAUCAGGAUUUCCCAGGAUAAGCUCUAUUUAUGUUCUUCUGAAGCCAAUGGAAGAGCUGAGCCUGUACUAUGCAACUUUGAGUGGAUGGCUCAGCUGAAACUGUAUGGCUUUGGUUUGAUGAUUUAGUUGACUGUUUUGAAGUCUUUGCAGUGCAUAUGGAAGAAAGAGGCUGUCUGCUAGUUUCUUCUUGUUUUUCAAAAAUUUGCUUUUCAAGUAUUUUUCUUCUGUGUUCUUUGCAUUUUUACGGAACUUGCAGGGUGGGGGGAAGAAGCUAUAGUGAAGCAUUUUAUUUGACACCACUGGCACAUUUAUUAAGAUUUGAAGAGCAACAAAUAUGUUUCCCACAUUGCCGAAAGUAUAGUGUUUCUCUGCUUCACUGGUCAGAGCUAAAUCAUAUGUGGUAUUUGCACACAAGCUCUGAAGAAAUCUGUGAGACUUUUACUGGAACUCGUGUAAAAGGCUGCAAAACUUCCCUCUUAACAGGCAGAUUUCUAGCAAGUGAGAACAUUUGCUAGGAGAUGUUGCCAUCAGUCCAAAAAUAAGGCUUCAGUACGGCAAUGCUUCUGCCAGGAGACUCUUCCUGCUGAGCAGGAUCCCUCCCAGGUUAAUAGUGGGAGUUUUGGAUGGGAUAGUGCUGGGUCCAGUCCACUGCAUGUCUGGGAGCUAUGCAAACCUGCGGGGAAUUCCUCCCAGGCUAGAUGAUGGGUGGUAGGCUGUCUGACAAAAAGCUGUCAGACUGUAUGCAGUGUAACUUCAGGGUUGGGGGAUUUCACUUAACAGCUUUUCUAGGGCACAGCAUUUAUUGUUGCAUUUAUGCAGAUGGUAGGGACGGCAGCAGGAGAAACAAUCCCUAGCAGAAGAAAAUUUAAUUAAUGGACACGGUCAGCUAGACAGAACAGUGAAGAGAGAGAAUUUGACUUGUAUCCAGAUAUGCACUGGAAAUAUGCUUUUAACAUUAGGAAACUGAAGGGAGUGGGGAUUAGAAGAGAGGAUUCCAGUUUGCUCAUUAGUUUGGCUGUCUCUAUGGGGUUAAGAUUUGCAUCACAUAUCUAAGGGUGAUGGUUUUCUUCAGACAUGCAUAGGAUAGAAGGAUAUUAACCUAUCCUAAACAGCUCAAUUUUUGAGACUCUGUUUUAUAAUUGGUGGCCUUACGUUCCAUUUAAUCAGGGGGCGGAGUUCAAUUUUUUUUCUAAGAAACACAGGGAUGCAUUUGAAACAGCAUCUCCAACUGAUCGACUCAGCAAAUGGUAAAAAAUUGUAAUUCACAAUUCUUGAAAUUAGCCAUGUUUAGAAGUAGUAGAAGUGCUUGUUAAACUAGUUGCUUCUCUAUAGUUACUUGAGAUCAAUUUGAAAAAAAAAAUAAA
Molecule: messenger RNA, 5872 nt
Organism: Grus americana (Whooping crane)
Lineage: Eukaryota; Metazoa; Chordata; Aves; Gruiformes; Gruidae
Gene: TSTD2
Product: thiosulfate sulfurtransferase like domain containing 2
Exons: 9
Coding region: 131-1570 (479 amino acids)
Source: RefSeq, a predicted model, not a curated record